Gongylonema pulchrum is the source of this 216-nucleotide messenger RNA. The record is from the annotation of a GenBank genome assembly. Lineage: Eukaryota; Metazoa; Nematoda; Chromadorea; Rhabditida; Gongylonematidae.
AUGUGUUCUGCUUGUAGCAAUCGCAGCUAUCUGCUAGCGGCAACAAUAGGCGGCAGCUUCGCGCUACACAUGCUGAUCGGUCUGGCGCUGGGCCUGUCCUUCACUUAUGUCUUGAUGGCGGUUCUGUACACAGCAAUUGGAUUGGUAACGCUGCAGUUCUUCUUCGCAUACGUCAACGAAAACACAGUCAGUGCUUUAUUGCAACUUGCAAAAUAG